AUGGUUCCUUCCUCAGUGAAUGACGGUGUCCGGCCAAAUUCAAGGAGACGAUGUCGGCCCUCCCGAUCCUGCCGGGAAUGCAGACGGAGGAAAGUAAAAUGUGAUCGACUAGAACCGUGCGGCCAUUGCGUUCUGUCCAAGAAACAAUGUCACUACGGUCACGGAUUAGCUCAAGCCAGUCGAUCUGUGAAUGAGCCUGCUUCCACCAGCCAAGUUGUUCCUGGACGUGGCCCCAAUGUACAUGUACAUGUACCUUACGCUACGCCGCCCCAGGCUUCUGUUUCUGCGAUAGGACCGAGUCCCGCCUCGGAUGCAUCUCGUCUCACUGGGCGUGUGCCAGACGCACAACUCACUGCCCAACCCUCUCGUGGCAUUGCGAGGUCUUCCGACCUCGGAGCAACCACCAACACAAACCUUGACAAUAUCGCAGCUGCUCCACAGGAUGGGAGGAUUUCCUUAAACAAAUCCAGAUUGUUCGGCCAGAGCCACUGGACAAAUUCCACUCUUGAGGUACCCCGUGCACGCCGGCCGCCCACCUAUACCUCGACAGUCUUGGCUAACAUCCAACAGCUCCAAAAGACAGCGGCUGUCCUGGAUUCUGAAAUUGGAAAUGCUACCGACAAUGAAGCGCUUGCACGGUUGAAGUGGGAGAUCGGUUCUCUCCUCCAGAAAUGCAAACUCUGUUCCAAAAGAAUCAAGUCUUCUCGACCAAGCAGGCGCUCCUCAUUUCCACAGGCGUAUCCAUCAAUCGCAAAAGAGGUCGCUGAUCAAAUGGUACAUUUAUAUGUCACUCGCUUUGAGUCUGUGUUUCGCAUACUGCACAUUCCAUCCUUCUGGAUUGAAUAUGAGAAAUAUUGGAGCGACCUUACGGAAGCCGACACUCUCCUUCAACUCAAGAUCCAGCUUGUUACAGCCAUUGGAACUGUUAUUCACCAAGAUACCAUUGGCAAAACAGAUAUCUACUCAACGGCGCGUCAAUGGUUAUACGCCGCGCAGGACUGGCUGUCUGGGCCUAUGAAAAAGAAUCGGAUCAGCAUCGGUAGUCUACAGGUGCAGUGUCUGCUGAUACUGGCUCGGCAGGCUCUUGCCGUCGGGGGAGAUAUCGUUUGGAUAUCGAUGGGGACAGUCGUUCGGACGGCAAUGCAGAUGGGUCUACACCGUGAUCCGAAGCAUUUCAAGAAGAUGGGUAUUCUUGAAGGCGAGAUUCGUCGGAGACUCUGGGCCACCAUCUUAGAGCUGAACGUCCAAGCCGCCUUAGAUGCUGGAGUGCCACCAAUCCUUUCAUUAGAUGACUUUGACACGGAGGCUCCUUCCAACGUCAAUGACAAGGACGUUGAUGAACAGACGGAGACACUCCAGGAGCAUCCCACAACAACGAUAACGGACUCAUCCCUCCAGCGUCUCUUAUUCCAAUCGCUCCGCCCAAGGCUGGAAGUCGCCCGUCGCAUGAACGGUAUAACAUCCGCCCAGUCAGAAAUGUCGUACAACGAACUCGUCGCUCUAACCACCUCAAUUACCAGCACCUGCCGAAUCUGCGUUGCCAAUAUCCUCAGACCUAAUAGCUCGGACAUCGCCUCCUUCCACGGCAACCUUGCAGACCUCCUUCUCCGGCGCUUUCUACUUCAUCUUCAUCGCCCCCUUGCUGGCCGAGCCCGAAUUAAUCCACUACAUUAUUUCUCCAGAAAGAUGAGCCUCGACGCCGCCAUGGCCUUACUCUCUCCGGUCCCCAAGAACGCCGAGUUCGCGCAUCUCGUGCUAGUCGGGGCCGGGAUAUUCAAGAACCGCAUGAUCCACGCGUCCCUGGCCGUGGCGUCGGAGUUACUCAUGGAAGUUGAAGAGCAAGGGCCGGUGGAGUACAAUUCGCCCUCACAGAAACCUUCUGGAUAUAGAAAGAUGUUGAUGGAAGCGUUGAGAGAGGCGCUUCGGCAGUCUGCCGAACGGAUUCGACUUGGAGAGACGAAUGUUAAGCUACACAUGAAGUUGAGUAUAGCUAUGCGCCAGACAGAAGUAGCAGGCGAGAAUUCUUCCUCCAUGCAGCAGUUGGCUCAAAGCGCGAAGGAGAGCCUGGAGACUUCCUAUGCUACUAUUCAAGGGCGGGCAACUGCUGAAGGGGUCGACAUAGAGUCUGGAGGAAACGGCGGGAUGUCCGAGGACUUCGACCUGGAUGACUUCGAUCCAGAGAACUUCUCCCUUGGCUCCAACUUCAACUUGGACGACCUCUUCUUCCUUCCCGCUGAAUUUGAUAUGGAUGGCAUAGCGGUGCCUCCUCAAGUUUAA
Molecule: messenger RNA, 2277 nt
Organism: Exophiala xenobiotica
Lineage: Eukaryota; Fungi; Ascomycota; Eurotiomycetes; Chaetothyriales; Herpotrichiellaceae
Exons: 2
Coding region: 1-2277 (758 amino acids)
Biological process (GO): DNA-templated transcription; regulation of transcription by RNA polymerase II
Cellular component (GO): nucleus
Molecular function (GO): RNA polymerase II cis-regulatory region sequence-specific DNA binding; DNA-binding transcription activator activity, RNA polymerase II-specific; zinc ion binding
Source: RefSeq, a predicted model, not a curated record